GCUUGCAGAUACUACAGCACGCACAGCCGGCAGGGUCGCCUCAGGCUCUCAGCCAGAACGACGUGCUGCUAGCUGCUCGGAAGAAACUAGCUAGCCAGCAGACACCCCUUCCUUCUUCCAGCGGCAGGGGAGGCGGCAUGGGGUUGGAACCUGUGGCCGCGAGCCGGGAGGAUGAGGAGGCCAAGAAGAUGGAGGCCGGCGGCGACACCAUCGGCCAGAAGCUCGACGCCGGCGCGCUCUUCGUGCUCCAGUCCAAGGGGUCAUGGCUGCACUGCGGGUACCACCUGACGACGUCGAUCGUGGCGCCGCCGCUGCUGAGCCUGCCGUUCGCGUUCGCGGCGCUGGGGUGGACGGCGGGGAUCAUCUGCCUCGUCAUCGGCGCCGCCGUCACCUUCUACUCGUACAACCUCAUCUCCCGCGUCCUGGAGCACCACGCGCAGCAGGGCCGCCGCCAGCUCCGCUUCAGGGACAUGGCCACCGACAUCCUAGGGCCUGGAUGGGGGAAAUACUACAUCGGCCCGAUCCAGUUCCUGGUGUGCUUCGGAGCGGUCAUCGCGUGCACUCUCCUGGCCGGCCAGAGCAUGAAGGCGAUCUACCUGCUCGCCAACCCGGGGGGCACGAUCAAGCUGUACGUGUUCGUGGCCAUCUUCGGCGUCUUCAUGAUGAUCCUGGCGCAGCUGCCAUCCUUCCACUCGCUCCGGCACGUCAACCUCAUCUCGCUGCUGUUGUGCCUCGCUUACAGCUUCUGCGCCGUCGCCGGCUCCGUAUACCUAGGAAACUCCGACAAGGCGCCCCCGAAGGACUACUCGAUCACGGGUGACGCGCAGAACCGUGUGUUCGGCGUGUUCAACGCCAUCGCCAUCAUCGCCACCACAUAUGGCAAUGGUAUCAUCCCUGAGAUACAGGCAACGGUGGCGGCGCCGGUGACGGGGAAGAUGUUCAGGGGUCUGUGCCUGUGCUACGCGGUGGUGGUGACGACCUUCUUCAGCGUGGCCAUCUCGGGGUACUGGGCGGUCGGCAACCAGGCGCAGGGCACCCUGCUGAGCAACUUCAUGGUGGACGGCGCGGCCGUGAUCCCGGAGUGGCUCCUCCUCAUCACCCAGCUCUUCACGCUGCUGCAGCUCUCGGCGGUGGGCGUGGUGUACCUGCAGCCGACCAACGAGGUCCUGGAGGGCCUCUUCUCGGACGCCAAGCAGGGGCAGUACGCGGCGCGGAACGUGGCGCCGCGGCUCGCGUCCCGCACGGCGGCCGUCGCGCUGGCCACCACCGUCGCCGCCAUGGUGCCCUUCUUCGGGGACAUGAACUCGCUCAUCGGCGCCUUCGGGUUCCUGCCGCUCGACUUCGCCGUGCCGGCGGUGUUCUACAACGCCACAUUCAAGCCGUCCAAGAAGGGGGUCGUGUUCUGGCUCAACACGGCCAUCGCCGUCGUGUUCUCGGCGCUCGCCGCGAUCGCGUCCGUCGCGGCGGUGCGGCAGAUCGCGCUGGACGCCAAGACCUACAAGCUUUUCGCCAACGUGUGAGGAGCUCACAAAUCCAGUAACGCACAGAAAGGUCUGCGUGUAAUAACCGAUGUAAGAGGUGUACGGUGUCUCAGGCACGCGCAAAUGUGUUUUUCUGCCUGCUUACGGAGUAAACCACGAAUCUAGCUUUGGGAGGACUGUCCACAUGCAAGUCAGACCGCCAUACAGGAGAUCUUCAACCGUCGUUCUCUAUAUCCUUCUCUAUAUCCUUCAUUUACAGAAUUCUCUACAAGAUUCUCUUCUCUAUAUCUCA
This is a messenger RNA of Panicum hallii, 1773 nucleotides long. RefSeq names its product GABA transporter 1. The transcript is spliced from 6 exons. Gene Ontology annotation, cellular component: plasma membrane. The record is from RefSeq and is a predicted model, not a curated record. NCBI's taxonomy places the organism in Eukaryota, Viridiplantae, Streptophyta, Magnoliopsida, Poales, Poaceae. Bases 138 to 1520 code for a protein of 460 amino acids.